GCCUCCCAUAUUUGUUUGGCAACAGCCGCUUGUAUAACCGCAGCUUAACUAAAUAUCGAUUUUUCUGCUAGGAAAACAAACAUAUCUCUUAUUUAAGUGAGCGCAGACUGGAUACCGGUCCUCUCUCUUCGUGACAACACACGGGGUCAACAUGGUGGUCGGUUUCCAGUGUUACCCGCUAAUCCUGUGCUUCUCCCUGGCCGUCGUGCUGGGCUCAGUGCUCGGGCUCGGUGAGGACCUCGACCGGCCUCUCAUCGGGCCUCCCGGCUCUCCUAUCCGGCUGCACGAGUCCGACCCGGGCCUUAAGAAAGCCCUGGUUUUCGCAGAGGAGCGAUACAACCGGGGGUCCAACGCCAUGCACCUCCGCAGAGUCAGCCGGGUCAUCUCUGCCACCAAACAGCUGGUCAAAGGAAUCCGUUACACAAUAACAGUGGAGCUGAGUAACACUCAGUGUAAGAAGGCUGCCAUGCUCAGGACAUGUGACUUCUAUCCCGAGUCAAAGCAGCUCAAGACAGAGGUGUGUGUCUUCGAAGUGUGGGACAUCCCUUGGCAGGGCACAUCAACCUUGCUCAAGCAGAAGUGUCAGCCUAAAGUCGAAUCUGAAGUAGAAGAGACCAACAAGGUAGAGGAUCCAUCCACCAGCCAGCCUCUGGAGGAGUCUGUGGAGCUGCUGGGCCAGUUUAAAGAGUUCAUGGUUAAAUAUAAUAAGGUCUACAGCAGUCAGGAGGAAGCAGACCGUCGUUUGCGUAUCUUCCACGAGAACCUGAAGACUGCUGAGAAGCUUCAGUCUUUGGAUCAAGGUUCAGCUGAGUACGGAGUCACCAAGUUCAGCGACCUCACCGAGGAGGAGUUUCGCUCUACAUACUUAAACCCACUGCUGAGUCAGUGGACUCUCCACCGACCAAUGAAACCAGCUACUCCCGCUAAAGGCCCUGCCCCUGACAGCUGGGAUUGGCGGGAUCACGGAGCUGUCAGUGUGGUUAAGAACCAGGGGAUGUGCGGAUCUUGCUGGGCGUUUUCUGUCAUAGGAAACAUUGAAGGCCAGUGGUUCCUGAAAAAUGGAACGUUACUGUCACUUUCCGAACAAGAACUGGUUGACUGUGAUGGGCUGGACCAGGCAUGCAGAGGCGGGCUUCCAUCAAAUGCUUACGAAGCUAUCGAGAAGCUGGGUGGUCUGGAGACUGAGAGUGACUACUCCUACACCGGGCACAAGCAGAGGUGUGACUUCACCGCGAGGAAGGUGGCCGCCUACAUCAACAGCUCUGUGGAGCUGUCCAAAGAUGAGAAGGAAGUCGCAGCUUGGCUGGCUGAGAAUGGGCCAAUCUCUGUUGCUCUGAAUGCUUUUGCAAUGCAGUUCUACAGGAAGGGUGUAUCUCACCCUUUGAAGAUUUUCUGCAACCCCUGGAUGAUCGACCACGCUGUGCUGUUAGUGGGAUACGGAGAACGUAAAGGUAUCCCAUUCUGGGCCAUCAAAAACAGCUGGGGGGAGGAUUACGGAGAGCAGGGUUACUACUACCUGUACAGGGGGUCCAAUGCAUGUGGGAUCAACAGGAUGUGCUCAUCUGCUGUAGUCAACUAAACUCAACACCUCCUACAGAUGUUCACACAUCAUCAUACUACAUGUACAUGUCUGCUGCCAGCUGACCCCCACCCCCUCAUCAGCUAUCCAAAAGUGCACAAAAGCUCAAAGUCACACGCACACACAUGAAGUCCUGCUGAUGUUUCAUUUCCGUUAGACCAAACCAGUGUUUUACCAGCUCUAAUAAAACCAGCUUUGAUGUGAUACUGAAACUUCCUCAUAAUUUCAUCAAAUUAGAUUAGAUUUACUUAUUUCAUUCCAUUGCUCCUGCAACCAGCUAAUAAUGAUUGAUGUGUUUUAGGUAACAGCUUGUAAGUUCUCUUUCCUCGCAGCAAUGGAGCCCAUGGUCAGAGUGGUGAGCUCAUGUAUGUACUUGAAGGAGUUUUUUAGGCUCUGAUUUUAGAGUGGUUUACUGCACAUGUUCAGUUUUGUGCAAUGUAAUUGCAAUAAUAGCUGUAAAACUGUGAAACAGGAAUGACAAAAGCUGAAUAAAAAAACUGUGGAAUCCA
Archocentrus centrarchus (flier cichlid) is the source of this 2088-nucleotide messenger RNA. It is a transcript of the gene ctsf, whose product is annotated as cathepsin F. The record is from RefSeq and is a predicted model, not a curated record. Lineage: Eukaryota; Metazoa; Chordata; Actinopteri; Cichliformes; Cichlidae. The transcript is spliced from 14 exons. Gene Ontology annotation, biological process: proteolysis. Gene Ontology annotation, molecular function: cysteine-type peptidase activity; cysteine-type endopeptidase inhibitor activity. Bases 152 to 1579 code for a protein of 475 amino acids.